This is a messenger RNA of Paramisgurnus dabryanus, 7716 nucleotides long. RefSeq names its product neuralized E3 ubiquitin protein ligase 1Aa (gene neurl1aa). Gene Ontology annotation, biological process: negative regulation of Notch signaling pathway. The record is from RefSeq and is a predicted model, not a curated record. NCBI's taxonomy places the organism in Eukaryota, Metazoa, Chordata, Actinopteri, Cypriniformes, Cobitidae. Gene Ontology annotation, cellular component: postsynaptic density; plasma membrane. Gene Ontology annotation, molecular function: ubiquitin protein ligase activity.
GCUCGUGUGCGUGCGCUCAGUCAGUGAAUGAACGCGGAGACAGGAGGAGGGUCCGACUGUUUACAUCUGCUUUCGGGGGUCCACAGUGAUUUUCCUCCAGCAUGAUGUCGGUGUGGAUGUAUCUCACUCGCAGCCUUUGAGAAAUAACCGCGGACAGCGCACAAAAGUGGCCCGGCGUUGAGUCAUGGGAGGCCAGAUUACCCGAAACGCCUUGUACGAUUCUUUCGGUGGACCAUUCCCCUCAACAAUUCACAGGUGUCACCACAAACCCAAGCGCUGUCUGCCCCUGCAUUCGUGCGGAGGUGUACCGGUGAGCCCCCUUCUGUUCCACCCCAAUGCUAAAGGAUCUCAGAUCGUCAUGGAUCUGGCGCAAAAGAGCGUCAAACGGCAGGCCAGCUUCUGCAACGCCAUCACGUUCAGCAAUCGACCCAUAGCUCCGUAUGAGCAGGUCCGCUUAAAGAUCACUAAAAAACAGUGCUGCUGGAGUGGAGCUCUCCGCCUGGGUUUCACUUCGAAAGACCCGUCUCGAAUCAACCCCGACAGCCUGCCCAAAUACGCCUGCCCCGACCUAGUGUCGCAGAGCGGCUUCUGGGCUAAAGCCCUGCCGGAGGAGUUUGCAAACGAAGGAAACCUCAUUUCAUUCUGGGUGGACAAGAAGGGGAGAGUGUUUUAUCGCAUCAAUGACUCCAGCCCCAUGUUGUUCUUCAGUGGCGUGAGGACCACAGAGCCGUUGUGGGCUCUCAUCGAUGUGUACGGUCUGACAAGAGGAGUACAGCUGCUGGACAGUGAAAUCGUCCCUCCAGACAUUCUUCGGCCACGGUCCUUCACCACAGUGCGUGGCUCCACCUCUUUACGACGUGAAGCGGAUACCUCCCGUCUCUCCGUCAGCCUGUGCGAUCUUAACUCCCAGCGAGAUGACACAAGGCUCCGCCUCCCUCCCGCCCCUGUCGCCUGUCCGAUUCCUCAAAAUUCCAUGAAUUCCCAGCAGUCGACACUGCUUCCUCACAGCCUGGAAUGUGACCUACGUUUCCAUCAGCUCAGAGGUGCCCACAUAAAAACCCUUAACGAACAGACGGUGGCGCGGUCCGAACACGGCCGUGAGGAACGUACGCUGGUCUUCACCGAUCGGCCACUCAAAAUCGGCGAAACCAUCUUCAUCAAAGUCAUAAAGUCCAGCUCUGCACGAUCCGGAUCCCUGUCGUACGGUGUGACUUCAUGUGACCCGGCGGUGCUCCGUCCUAGCGAUCUUCCUUACAAUCCAGAAGCACUGGUUGACCGCAAGGAAUUCUGGGCCGUGUGCAGGGUGCCCACCACCCUCCAGAGUGGUGAUAUACUGGGCUUUCUGGUUACACAGGAAGGGGAAGUCAUUCUGAGUCACAACGGCACCAAUGUAGGGAUGCAGGUGUGUGUGGACAACUCGCGACCGCUCUGGAUGUUUUUUGGACUGCACGGUGCUGUCACGCAGCUGAGGAUUCUGGGCUCCAGUUUCUUGGGUGAUGCUCGUGACCCAUCUAGCCCAGGGUCGCCCUCUGCCUCGCCCCUCUCGCCCAGCGGAUUGUGUGGUGGAAGUCCAGAACCCGGUCUUACUGAUCGGGGCUGCUCGGUUUCCUUCUGCAACUCUACUGAAGGAACAACACCCAGUUCGCCCAUAAGCCUCCCUAAAUCACCCACUUUCCCAUAUUCCUCGGGCUCAUGGUCGGACGAGUGUUCAAUCUGCUACGAAAACACAGUGGACACGGUCAUCUACGCCUGCGGACACAUGUGUCUCUGCUACACCUGUGGCCUCCGUCUGAAAAAGAUGGCCAACGCGAGCUGUCCCAUCUGCAGGAGAGCAAUCAAAGACAUCAUAAAGACCUAUCGAAGCACUUAGGGCUCCGAACCGCGUCUCUCGUAAGGGCCAUUAAGGAUCUCGAAUAGAUCGAUAUUUAAAGAGAGGGUGAUGUCACAGUUCAGGGACUUCUCCAGGCACCGCUCGUGUCUCUGUUUCCAUGGCAAUGACUUUUGAACCCUUAAACCUCCGAGGCUCAGGCAUUCGUUCACGGAGGUCUUCUGUAUUUCAGGCGCAGGUCUCUGUUGCUAUGGUAACCAGCGAUGUUGCUGCUGCUCAGAAUCAUACGGCUUUUCAAUGGAUAUCUCAAGCAGUUCGGCAAAGUUCAGGUGACACGCUGAGAGAUGUUAAAGGUGGCGCAUCUCUCUGUGAGCCAUAAGAGACUGCAUUGGUGUUGUUCAUAGCAUACUGUAGGAUGUUACAUUUUUGAGUCUCGCAGAGUUUAUAUGCCUCAGUGUCUCACAAUUUUUGUCUGUGCUCGACUGAGAAAAACAGAUUUAAGGUACAGUGCUUUCAUACCUCAACUAUUUUAUGCCGUGUUAAUCAUUCUGCGCCCUUGUAAUGUGCUCUAAAGUCAUUUGUGGAUUGACGACUGUUUGAUGAUGUUUCGUCACGUAAUCUAAAGCUUUGGCGUGUAGGUCAAAUCAGUUAAUGGUUCGCUAUAAUUUCGCGUAUGCGUGUUUAACAAGCCGGAUGUUAUGGAGGGAUUAAUAUGAUAUAAUUUGUAGCGUUUAUAUACCGAAACGAGUCAUUUUGCGGAACUCCGUCCGGAUAAAGACAUUAAUUUUGUAUGUUUCGAUUGAUCCGACGUCACUGGAAAAUAUAAUUACCACCUCAUCUUACGACCUACACCAGACUAAUCAAACUCUGAUUUACUGUGAACUUCUUCCAGACUGCUGAUUUGAAUGUGCGGGAUCUAGGAAAAGGAGAAACAACCUUAAGGCGUUAUCCAAUAAAAGAGCUGUUUUCGUCAAAGGAUAUUUGAUUAGCUGAGAUCAUGCAUAUUUCUGUCGUACAUACAACUACUAAUACAACAAAUGGCUUGCAGUGGGAAAAUAGCUUACGCUGAAAUUUUAUGAAAAACAAAAUGAAUCGAAUUUGAUAGGAUGGUUGGGAAAAGAGGUAAAGCUGGAAUAUAGACCUAAUCUUUGAUGGUGCUGGGAAAAUUAUAGUGAGUAGUAGGGCUGCAUGAUAUACCAAAAUACGUGUAAUAUCAGCAAUUUGCCUAUCGCAAAAUGUAUAAUAAUGGUAUGCAAUAACUGAAUGAUUUUAAUACUUAAAAAAGUGAUGAUUCAUGAAAAAGAAAAAGUGCGAAACGUAUGUUGGCUAUAUAAUUUUCAGUUUUAAAUAUAUCUCAAUAUAAUUUUUACAAACGUCGCAUUAUCGUAACGUAUACCCCCAAAAUACUGCGCAGCCUUAUAUAAGGGGACUUUGCAUAUUUUUGGGGGGUUUGCAAUAUGACCAAUACUGGAUGACUUCACCAAAGUCGUUUAAAAUCGUUCUCAUAGUGCAACACUGGUAAAAGCAUCCGAAAUUGUUAAUAAAUGCUCUGAAUUUUCUAUGAUGUGACUAUUGCAUAUGCAAUGCUGAAAGGAUAUAUUGUGCAGCCCUAAUGAGUAUUAAGUAAAUAGUAAUUGUGUAAGAGAUGACAUCUUUCUUUGGACCUUUAAAAACCGUGUCCAAAAAUCUUUUCAAGGUUAUAGAAGACGAUUGUAGGUGUAGAAAGUCCUCUUGUUUUAUGAACACAGAAGGAUGUUCCGCAGAUCCAUAUAUUAUGAAAGUUUAAUGAAGUUUGUAUGAAUGUAUACACACUUAAAAAUUAAGGUGCUACACAAUGUCAUAGAAGGACCAUUUUGGGCUGUAUGGAUCCACAAAAACCUUUUAAAGGAUUAGUCCAUUUUCUUAAAAAAAUCCAGAUAAUUUACUCACCACCAUGUCAUCCAAAAUGUUGAUGUCUUUCUUUGUUCAGUCGAGAAGAAAUUAUGUUUUUUGAGGAAAACAUUCAAGGAUUUUUCUCAUUUUAAUGGACUUUAAUGGACCCCAACAGUUUACGGUUUUAAUGCAGUUUAAAAUUGCCCAAACGAGGCAAAAAGGGCGAUUUAUAGUCGUGCGUAGGUCCUACGGAGUAGCUACGGCGUAGGCUAUCCGUAGCCUGUGCGUAGCUCUGCGUAGCCUGACGCGCACCUCACAAAAUUUCUAACAGCGCGUCGGCUCUACGCGGACCGCAAGCUCUGUGAUUGGUCCACCAGAACCCCUCCCAUCAGGUAAAAAAAACUGCGUCAUAGGUAUUUCCGUUUGAGACGGUGAAAACAAAGAUGAGCCAAGUUGAGGAGUGAUUUAACUCAAACUGCAACAUAAGUCGCUGUUUAUUUACUUCCAUCAUUGCUGGUCUUCUCAAAUUAUACACAACAAGUUGCUAUUUCGUUUGUGGGUUAACUUGCUUAGCUUCUUCUUCUGUGACGACUUCUGCUGCUACUGUGGUUACACGCGUGAUAACUGCCAACCAGCGGUUUCGCGUGUGUUUGCACGUCGACGCGGACGGCGACGCACAAGUAUAAAUGAAAACCGGCGCGGAACCUACGCCGUCGCUGCUACGCCGUAGGACCUACGCACGACUAUAAAUCGCCCUUAAGGGACUUAUUUUUGCCAAGAAAAAUAAAAAAUAUGCACUUUUAAUCCACAACUUCUUUUCUUCCUCCGGUCCUGUGACGAGCCAGUGCGACCUCACAAAAUUGCGUAAUGACGUAAAAAAGGUCACGUGUUACAUAUAUGAAACGCACAUAUGCGGACCAUUUCAAACCUAAAACUAACACAAAGACAUUAAUUAUUAUCAUUCGACAUACAUCUAUGUUGGAACGGUCCUCUUUCUCCACACUUGUAAACACUGGGGCGAUACGUUAUCCGUGACCUCUUUACGUGAUGACGUAUUAAGUGAGGUCGCGCUGGCGCAUCACAGGACCGGAAGAAGACAAGAAGUUGUGGUUUAAAGUGUAUAUUUUUUAUUUUUCUUGCCAAAAAUGAGAAUCGUUUCACUAGAUAAGACCCUUAUGUCUCUUUUAGAGUCCUUUGAAACUGCAAUUUUAACUGCAUUAAAACUGUUAAAUGUUGGGGUCCAUUAAAAUCCAUUAAAAUUAGAAAAAUCCUGGACUGUUUCCUCAAAAAAACAUAAAUUCUUCUCGACUGAACAAAGAAAGACGUCAACAUUUUGGAUGACAUGGAGGUGAGUAAAUUAUCUGGAUUUUUUUAAGAAAAUUGACUAAUCCUUUAACAUCUUUCUGUUUUACAAAUGGUUUUUUAAAGAACCUUUGACUACAAGGGCUCUAUUGUGAACUUUUUGUGACACUGUACCACAAAAUCAGUCAUAAGGGUCAUUUUUUAUAUAUCAUCUGAAAGCAGAAUAAAUAAGCUUUUCUAUUGAUGUAUGUCUGUAAUGAAAGGAUAUGAUUUGGCCGAGAUGCAACUAUUUGAAAAUCUGGAAUCUGAGGGUUUUCAAUCAAAAUAUUAAGGAAUUCACAUUUUUGUUGUCCAAAUAAAGUCCUUAGCAACACAUAACUAAUGAUACAUAUUUUUAUAUUUAUUAAUGGUAGAAAUGUACAAAAUAUUUUCAUAGGAUUUAAUAUCCUAAUGAUUUUUGGCACAAAAAUCUAUCAUUUUGACCGAUACAAUGUAUUUUUGGCUAUCGCUACAAAUAUACCCAUGCUACUUUUUACUGGUUUUGUGGUCCAGGGUCACUUUUAUAGCACCUUUAUUUUUAAGAUUGGACAGGUUGUGCAGGUUAGCUGUGUAGGUAAAUGUCCCUAAAUGAAAAUGCAGAAAAAGAGAAUACAUUUUGCUUAAAAAUGCUUUUUAGGACCAUUAAGAUUUCUUGCAUUGUGACCCCUCCUAGAAAGGAGUUUCUAUACAUAUUCAUUUUUGUUUCUAUUCAUUGUUUCUAUACAUAAAAAAAUAAUAAUUGUAAUGGGAAAGUGCUUGUAAUUAAUUAAAGAUAUUUGCAAUUAAUUACAAACAUUGUAAUAGUCUUAAAAAAUCUCGAAAACAGCCUUGUUCGUAUUGAUGCAAUAGCAUGUAAGCUUUAAAAAAUCAAUUUCUAUCAAACGCCAAAUCAGAUUUCCACACAAACAGCUGAAAUGUUUAUUUCCACAUUACAUUUCAUAAUUUAUGGCAAAUAAGCAAAAGAGACACAAUAUUGUGUGAAUGUGUGAUGGAUGUCAGUGGCUUGAGUACUAUCAUUAAACUCCAAUGAACUGCAGGCUAAUAUUGUUCAUAACUAGCCAGUGAGCUUGUGUAAAGCAAUUGUGACGACUGGCGCUUAAAUUCAUGUUGCUAUUAGUAUAAGCCAGCUCUUUUUCAGGCCAUGCUAACAACAUGUCGAUACGCGUAAAUCUAUGUUGUUUGAGUGGUCAUUCACCUUGAAUGUUAAUUUAUGGUAAUUAGAGGAAACUUUUACAAUAUAGCUGUAUUUGACGUAUUUCUGUAGCGCUUUAUUUCUUUCAUUUUCUGAAUUAUUGGACCGAAUUUUAUGAUUGUAUAGUUUAUACUUCUUGUCAUUUGACUUGGUCUUCUUGUAUCCACACAAGCCAUACUGAGAAGUACAUCUAGGGCUUAGCAUCAAAUGAUCAAAAACAGCUUUUUUGGUGCAAGAUAAACAGGAUUUCUACUCCUUUAGUGUCAGCUCUUUAAUCAUUUCACUGGCAAUGUAUUUUUGUGUAAAGGUGUGUAUUUAUAACUCUCUGGAGAAGUUUUGCGGACUGAAAUGUCCUAAAGGCCCGAUAUUUCAAAGAUUUUCGUAAUUUGAUUGACAUUUGCACAAUUUAAGUCGAAUAAACUUCGCACUUUCCUUAGAAAUUAAUUUGAAACGUUACUUAUAAAAUCACAAAUAUUCCCUUCAAGAAUUUUCUCCCCUAGUUUUGUAUAUUUCUAAUGAUAUCUUUUGCACAGUUUACACAGUAUAAAAUAAGAGCAAUCUUUGUGUUUUUUGUCACUUUAUGAAAUGUGAUUGUAGUUUACUGUAUGUCCCCUCUAUAACAUCAUCUUUCUGUUAAUGUUUUGACAAAAUUAAGUUAUCCUGUCUAAAGAACUGUACUAAUCCUUUCUGUCAUUUACAGUAAAUGCUUGUAAUGAAAUGGCUACAGAAUGGGACUAUUUAUUUUACAUUCGCGCAGUGUCGUUUUACUGAGGACCCAGAGAGGGACAAACAGUCCUUACAGUUUUGUCGUCGACCCUGUAAUGUACUUUAUUUAUGUACCGCGUGUAGAGUACGAUGUGUUGAAUCUGAUGUGUGUUGCAGAUUCUGUGGUAAAUGUUAUUUACCGUACUUAGCUUUUUCGGUUUUGAAAUAAUUAUUUUUAAUCAAAUGAUAUAAGUAAACAGCCAUAUAAGUAUGUUGGCACAAAAAAUGUAUUUGUUUAAAAAGUAUGAUGUUUUGUGAAGUAAGCAGGGAUUGCAUAAAUGAUCACCCCAACCUUAAAUAAAUUUGAAUAUUGAUGAAAUACGAAUAUUUUUAAGAAAACUUUUUUAUCUUAUUAUUAUGUGUAAACAUGCUGAAAAUUGCUUUCUCUUAUUCUAUAAAAUUUUUUCUUUCUGUUUGUCAGUGUGUUUUGUUCACUCAUUACCCAUUGGUAAACAGUGGGACCAAACGCAUAGCUGAAUCAAAAAGUUAUGAUUCCUUUCUCCCAGGGUUCAAUUAAGGGCUGUUAACUGAGUCAAUGAUUCAUAGAGUCAAUAAGGUCAGUAGUGAUUUCAGUAAGAAAAAAUUGCGGCAUUCGAUUUUUGACUCAAACCCAUGUUUUUUUUUUUUUUUCUCAAAGUCUGUGAUAAGUUUAUGAAGCUUUGUUUUGUGUGAGUCAAAGAUGACUGUGUCAAUAAACUUUGCAGAUGCGUUUCAGUGA